Messenger RNA from Hippopotamus amphibius kiboko, 856 nucleotides. It is a transcript of the gene SELENOM, whose product is annotated as selenoprotein M. NCBI's taxonomy places the organism in Eukaryota, Metazoa, Chordata, Mammalia, Artiodactyla, Hippopotamidae. Gene Ontology annotation, cellular component: endoplasmic reticulum lumen. The transcript has 5 exons. Gene Ontology annotation, molecular function: oxidoreductase activity. The record is from RefSeq and is a predicted model, not a curated record.
ACCCUCUCGGGACUGGGAAAGGAAAGAGCUGAGGGCCAGAGAGGAGCCCAAGCCCCGCCGGGAGCGCGCGGGCGGCCCCGACGCAGGCCCUGGGCGGAGACCGAGAGCUGGGGGCGUGGUCCCUACUGGGGCGGGACCUCGAGCGGGGACCUGGCCAGCUCGCCGGCCCAGACGUGGCGCAGUGGCCGGGCGGUUCACCUCCAGCUUGCGGAUCAUCUUCGGCCGGGUUUCAAUGCACCUCCCGCUGCCUUUGCCGCCCCUGCUGCUGCUCCUCGCGGCAGUCGCGGCCGCCACCACCACCUUCCGGCCCGACUGGAACCGUCUACACGGCCUGGCCCGAGGCCGGGUAGAGACAUGUGGGGGAUGACAGCUUAAUCGCCUGAAGGAGGUGAAGGCCUUCGUCACCCAGGACAUCCCACUCUACCACAACCUGGUAAUGAAACACCUCCCGGGGGCCGACCCAGAGCUCGUGCUGCUGGGCCACCGCUUCGAGGAACUGGAGCGAAUCCCACUCAGCGACAUGACGCGCGAGGAGAUCAACGCGCUGGUGCAGGAGCUCGGCUUCUACCGCAAGGCGUCUGCCGACGAGCCUGUGCCCCCCGAGUACCUGCGGGCGCCGGCUAGGCCCGCCGAAGGCGCUCCUGACCGCGCUGACCUGUAGGUCUGGGGACGCCACCCCCCCGCCCCCGCCUAAGCCCUGGGGACAGAAUGAAGCUCUCAGCGGCCCGGGAGCACCUCCCUCGCUGAGGGCUGACAGCCCGUCCCCGAGCCAGCAGGGAUGGAGUUGGGGGGGACGGGGUCCCUCCUGACCCUUUUUCUUCCCUCCCCAAAUCCACUAAAUCCUCUUCCACCUUAA